Belonocnema kinseyi is the source of this 4769-nucleotide messenger RNA. RefSeq lists its product as uncharacterized. The coding region runs from base 329 to 3592 and encodes 1087 amino acids. NCBI's taxonomy places the organism in Eukaryota, Metazoa, Arthropoda, Insecta, Hymenoptera, Cynipidae. The record is from RefSeq and is a predicted model, not a curated record. The transcript is spliced from 4 exons.
UGGUCUCCUGCGGUGCUGCUGCGUAUACCACCUGUUGUAACGCAAAACCCAUAAAAAGCGUGGAAAGUUGUAGAGGGGCACUGCCUACCGUCGCCCCCGCUCUCUUCUCCUGGUCAGGAGAUUUCAAACCGUCCGUUAAAAUCUCACUCUUGAAGCCUGGAGCCGGUCGUUCGUUCUUGUGAGUCUGCGAUACAACUUGUCGCAACCUGCACGUUAGAAGCCGGAAGUAGGGAUUAAAGGCCCAAACGUGUUUUGUGCACCAGUGAUCUUAUUGUGUUGCUUGUGCGGUAUGGCAAAUACUGCGAAUACGUAAAUACUCUCGAGAAAAAUGAGUGAUUCUGGAGAUAAUCUCAAGUACAAGUGGACCCCGGAGAGCACGACGCUUUUGGUUUCGGUGUGGACCGACAAACAGGUACAGAAGCAAUUCUCCUACUCGACCAAGCCACAGUUGAUAUGGGAAAGUGUGGCCAGAUACAUGAAAAAAAAAGGAUAUAAUGUAUCUGCUAAACAAUGUCGAUCGCGAAUGAAGCACGUCCUUGUUUGCUAUCGGGAAGCAAAAAGAGCUGGGACGAGAGCUGGCGUCGAACAAUAUUAUGAGUGCAUCGAUAAGGUCCUAAAAAAUCGACGUUCGGACGGUUUGGACCCAGCUCAUGUCAAUGGAGUCGACACUGUAGAUUCAACAAGCGUCAUAAAAUCUCCACCAAAAGACGUAAAGACGAACAAAAAUCUCCAAAUGCGCUAUAAAUAUCAAGAGCCUUUAGAAUCUCUCUAUCGAACAGAAGCUCUCUCGCCAACGUGGGCAGCACCGAGAGAAGAAGACUAUCCAGACUCUCCAGAAUCUAAUGAAACCGUCCUUGCUCAGCCUUUUCGUGUGCUUUCUCCCGUACGAGAUGCUGCGACGAACACAAGGCAUCAAUUAGAUCAUCUCGCUAGAAAAUCUCUGCCACCGAAUGCUGUUCCAGUCAUGGAACCAGCCAUCCAAGAAACAUUCCAGCGAAAUACAUUCUCCAACAAUCGCUUUAGUGAGGUUCCUUUUCAAAACAGUGUCCAAAAUGUUCAUAAUCAAAUAAUCCAAGAAAAUAUGCAGCAAAAUCAAGCUCUCUUGCAUCAGAACAUGCUGCAGAAUCAGUUGUCGGACAACAAUUUGCUCCAGCUGAAUCCAACCACCUAUCGACAUAAUUUACUCAAUACGAAUCAAUAUGAUGCAUUGUACGCUGAUCAAGGAGUUCAAUGGAGAACAGGAAACGAUCAACUGCAAAAUUAUCCCUUAGCGAGUCAGAACCAAGCCCCGGAAAAUAUCUUACGAGCGCGAAACCUAUUUCAACAAAACCCUAUUAACAAUCAAGCGAUGCCACAGGAGCCACGCAAGCCGAGUUUCAGACAAAAUCUAGCUGCUAAUUAUCGACAGUAUCAGGAUCUUCGAGGUCUUCAAAAUUACGCUUCUAACAUGAAUCAGAAGGGACUUUUGUCUCCACGUUACUCGCCAGAAUUUGCUCCCAAUAUGAAUGAAGCCUUUUGCGAAACUGCGAAGGAAGAGAAGGCGCAUAAUUUAAACGAGACUUUCGAUCAGCGUUUGCCUGCCCAGAAUGGAAUGAAUCUUCCUAACAUUGAUGCUACGACCUUGACGAAUAAUGCUACUUUUAAUGAUGAUACUCUCUCGAUUGACUUUCUGCAAGAAUCCCCUUCUCCCUCCGAAGACGGAAUUCCGAAAAUGAAGGAUUUCGCGGUAAAUACUGACACUGAGACUAUGCCGAAUGCUCCCUUCAGGAAGAAGAAAGCACAGAAGUUGGAGCAGUUGAUGUUGAGUGCUAUUAGUUCUCAGAACGAUGUCGUUAAUAAGAUCCUUGCUGCACAGAACGACAUGGUCACAAAAUUCCUAGAUGUGGACAGAGAUCGUCAAAAUAGAUUAGAAAGUCGUUUGGAUCAUUUAUUAGACGUCGUGCAUGCAACCGUUUUAAACAAGACUCCCGAAAAAGAUUCAGAAACCGAUUCGGAAAUGCCACCUUCUCUCCCAGAGCCUCUCAUAACAAACCUCAAUCCUCCACCGAAACCGGGAGUCAUUCCUCCAAAGUUGGACCUCGUUCCGCCAAAACCCUGUCGAUUUCCCAGCACAUCUUAUUCCACCGCUCAAAUAAUUAAUCAAAAUACCGCAAUGACAAAGCCCGGAAUGGUCUCUCCCCCUCCGAAAAAACUCGGUUCGAUUUGGACGAAACUUGGUCCAGUCUCCCAGUCUCCUUUCGUCAAAGCCCAACAACAGCUCGGCUUCCAAACUAUUGCAAUUCGUGAAUCUCGCACUCAGUCUUCAGCUGAAAGACGCAUCAUAAACGACGUGAGAAUGAAUAUGGAUUCUAGAUGUCUGAUUGAAGAAACAGUGGCUUUCAUCGAGAACGAGAAGCAGCUUCAGGAGAAGAUUGAAAACGCUCGUCUUCAAGAAAAAAUGGGCCAGGCUCUCACUGCGAAAAAGAAGCUAUUCACGCAUCGCGAACCCACAGCCGCUAUGAUUUUAUCUGCAGCCUUUUUGGAAAGUGAGAUGCAGUAUCUCGAGCUUGUUGAGAAUGCCAGAAUUCAAUGUGGGAGUAAUGAAAUCACACAAAUGUGCAUGAGAUAUCUGCAUCAUAGGGAGAAGGAAGAUGACGAUCUUCUCGCUGGUCAAGGAGACAGUUAUGAUCGUUUGAGAAAACUGAAAUUGGACGAGAGGUUCAAAGACGAGCCCUGUGAUUCUUCAACUCCAGCAAAACCUUCGGCUCCUGGUCUAGACGAGCCUAAACAAACUAUUCAACAGCUGGCUCACCUCGUCAUGCAAAGUGCGAGAUGGAGGGACGUAGCUAAUAAUAAAGUGAGACCUUUUGAAGCUAAUGGGAAAGACGAGCCUAGAAGGGAAGAACUCAGAAGGGAUGAUUUUAUAACGGGGGAAAUUAGGAGAGAAGAGCUGCGAAAGGAAGAGUUAAGAAGGGAAGAACUAGAGACGAAAAUUCAAAGUGAAGAAAUGGAGAAGAGAAGAAGAGAGGAGGUUGCAAAAGUGGAAACUAGAAAGCCAAUCAGAAUCCAGCAAGAUGUCAAUGCUAGAACUCUCAAUUGGAUCCAGGAUCGAUAUUCUUAUGGCGAUGAGCUCACUAAGAAUCGAAGAAUUAAUCUGCCAGAACCGGGACCAUUAACGAAAGUUCGUCCGAUUGGUUUCAGCAUUGAUGGAUUGAACCUGUUAGAUUCAAAACCAGUGUACGAAAGAAGAGAUUACAAUUUUGCAAGGGCAGGUCUUGAUGACAGGAUUGGAACCAAGAAGCCGAAUGUUCACUUCUAUGAUGACAUGGGACCGUUUGCUCAAAUACAGCAAACUUAUGCCCAUCGUUAUUACACUUUGCAGAAUUCAAGGCAGAUUUUAAAUGAUAAUAAUGGGGCACUUGUUCCUAAGAAUCGUGAUAUGAUCGACAGAUAUAUGAAGGAAAUGGGUCCACGAAGAGGAAAGGAUGAUUCCGAUGAUGAAGAGUUUUUGGAUACUACUGCGAGCAUGCCUCCGGUUCCAGCUUCACGAAGAGGAUCUCUGACUUCCGAUGGAACUUCGAAAAGUGGAAAGGGAGGCUGUGUGAUAAGUUAAGCUAUCUUUUGAUAAGUAUCUUUUGUAGCUUGAUAAUAAGAUGACUGAUUUGAUUUUCUACGUACUAGGAAAGUUCAAUAUUUCGUUAAAUCAUAGAUACAUUCGUUUUAUUGUCGCUUCAAAAGGCGAUUUUUUUAUUCAGAUAAAAAAGAGAUUUUGGAAUUUUUAUUUAAAGUUUUUACUUCAGAUAAUUUAUGGUGCAAAAGAAGAAAAGCAAAAUUGGUUACAAUUUUAUAUUAGUGACGUGCAAUUAUUUUAACCAGCCUGCAAUCGUGAAUUAGAGAUAAGAGGCUAAGGAAUAAGUACAUGAGUACUUUUAUUUUGUUAUGAAUAUUGCAUUUUUUUUAAGGCGAACAAUUAAUUAUUGUUAUGCUUAGUUUUUUUAAAGCGUCACAGUAAAUUUUUUAUAGAAACUUGAUUGUUUCUAGCAAUAUUGUUGCAGUUAUCGUUAGAUAUCUGAUAAAAAUUAAUAUGCUCAAUAGCAGUUUACGUAAUGUUACAAAUAUAAUUAUAAUUUUUGAGAAAAUAGAAGUGAAGUGUGAUUAAACUUUAAUUUAAUGCAAUACUUAUACAUUCUUUUGCCAUGCCUUGUUAAACAUUUAUGAUGAAACAUUUAUACCGUAAUGAUGUAGAGGAGAAAGGUGAUCAAGUGCCUUGUUUAGUGAUAAUUUGGGAUCUCUAUUAUGUCCCUUUUUUGCGAGGGCUGAAGAAACUGCCAUAAGUAAGCAAGGCUUCCAUUUUAGUAUUAAAUAAUAUGUAAAGUUACGUAAAUAUGAACUAGAAAUUUUGUUAUACGAGAAUACGUGUGUAAUCAAUAAUUUUCUACUUGAUCUGUGGCGGAAAUAUUUCUCCCAAGAAUUUUUUAAAGUUACAUUUUUGGUUCUGCGAUAAAUUUCAUUAUAUAAUAAAUAGUUUUUUAAAAAAAUUCUUAUUGUUGAUAAAUAUUUGCAAACAAACAGAAACAUUUCAUCCAAAACUAAUUGAUCGCUAAGUGCCAUGAUAUUGUUAAAUAUUAUUGCGAGACAUUUUUUCUCACCGGAAAUAAAAAAUAGAAAUUUAAGAUUGCUGAUUUAGCAUUAAAGAAACGUGCCAGUGAUUCUGUCUCAGAUAAUUAUAGACAUGUGUUAUAUUCCCAUAUGUUCCUAUUUUACGAAUAAAGAUUUUGAUUAUAUCUACA